This is a messenger RNA of Arabidopsis arenosa, 546 nucleotides long. The record is from the annotation of a GenBank genome assembly. NCBI's taxonomy places the organism in Eukaryota, Viridiplantae, Streptophyta, Magnoliopsida, Brassicales, Brassicaceae.
AACACACUAAAAGAUGGGCAUUAACGUAAAUGUAACCGACCAUGUGAGAGAUCUAGACGUAUAUUUAAACUUUUGACUUCUUCUUCUUCAUGUUUGUAUCCCUCAAAAAGUCUCUGAACCAAAAAAAUAAAAAAAAAUAAUGGAGAAGAAACUUGGGAUUAUGUUCCUCCUCUUUGUUCUUCUUCUUCUUCAGUUCUCUGAGCUAAUUCGUACAGCUCAACGUCCUUUGCAAGGGGAUAACGAAGAAGAUAAUGGAAUCAAGUAUGAUAAUUGGCCUUCGGCUACUUCUGAGAUGGCCCAAGAAUUAUCACAUCUGAUGGGAGAAGAGAAAUGUGAGGAGAUGGAUGAAGAGUGUAUGAAGAGAAGAUUGAUCACUGAAUCUCACUUGGAUUACAUUUACACUCAAAGCCACAACAAGCCUUGAUUACCUCCACCUUUAUAUUUAUUUAUUUAUCAUCAUUAUUAUCAUCAUCAUUAUGUGAAGCUAAAAAUAAACUUUAGUUUCCAAGUAUAAAUAAUCAAAAACUAUAAAAGAAUGAAUUGUAU